Molecule: messenger RNA, 1623 nt
Organism: Nilaparvata lugens (brown planthopper)
Lineage: Eukaryota; Metazoa; Arthropoda; Insecta; Hemiptera; Delphacidae
Product: E3 ubiquitin-protein ligase HUWE1-like
Exons: 3
Coding region: 1-1623 (540 amino acids)
Biological process (GO): positive regulation of protein catabolic process; protein polyubiquitination; proteasome-mediated ubiquitin-dependent protein catabolic process
Cellular component (GO): nucleus
Molecular function (GO): ubiquitin-protein transferase activity
Source: RefSeq, a predicted model, not a curated record
AUGACAGGCAGGCUGCUGAUGAAAAUGGCCAAGGAGCUGGCAGCGAGAGGAAAAGUAAUACUCCUACACCUCUCAACUCAAGACACUCACACCUGUCUCGUUUUGCUGCCGGCCGUCGAGGUAUUCUUUAUAGUGCAUGCCAGCAGCGCAGAGGCUGCAGUACCCAGCAAAGGAAGCGAGCAAGGCAGUAGUCAGGGCAGUAGCCAGGCCACAAGCAACCAGGGCAGUAGCCAGGCCACAAGCAGCCAGGGAGGUGCUGGCCCCUCGAGUGAGUUGGCCGCUCCACCCCCUCUCUUGCCUCUGCCUACUGAUGGCUUGGAGAGUGAACAAUCAUCACAACCCAAAACUACCCAAUCCAAGUUCCUCAAAUUUGCUGAAACGCACCGUACAGUGCUGAAUGAGAUUCUGCGCCAGAGAAGCACUCCACUUGUGGACGGGCCUUUCUCGGUGUUGGUCAAUCUUACCCGCAUGUUGGACUUUGACGUGAAACGACGUUACUUCCGCAGUGAGCUGGAGUGUGUUGACGAGGCGGUUUGUUGUGAAGAACUCGCUUUGCAUGUCAAGAGGGCAUCCAUCUUCGAGGACCCCUACCAUGAAUUGCACCAUUGUACUCCUGAAGAAUGGAAGAACCGCUUCCACAUUGUCUUCGAAGGGGAGGAAGGGCAGGACGUCAGAGGCCUGUUGAGAGAAUGGUAUAUGAUCAUAUUGAGGGAGAUUUUCAACCCGGAUUAUGCACUUUUCACUACAUCGGAGAGCAACAAAGUGAUGUACACUAUAAAUACCUCAUCGCACUACAACCCAGACCAUCUUCUCUACUUCAAAUUCAUCGGGAGGGUGAUUGCAAAAGCAAUCUAUGACAACAAACUUCUCGAGUGCUACUUUACUCGUUCCUUCUACAAGCACAUUCUGGGUAUUCCGGUCAAGUACACGGAUAUGGAAAGUGAGGAUUACACUUUCUACAAAAGUCUCGCCUACUUGAAGAGAAACCAUAUUUCUAGCAUUGGAUAUGAUUUGACAUUAAGCGUAGAGGUGCAAGAAGUUGGAGUGACUGAGGUGAGGGAACUGAAACCAGAUGGACAAAACAUACCCGUCACUGAAGAGAACAAGCUCGAGUACAUACAUCUGGUUUGUCAAAUGGAAAUGACUGGAGCCAUCCGCAAGCAACUAUAUGCUUUCCUUGAAGGAUUUUACAACAUCAUUCACAACCGACUGAUAAGUAUUUUCAACAAACAGGAACUUGAAUUGCUCAUUUCUGGCCUACCGUACGUUGGCAUCGAUGAUCUCAAAGCGAACACUGAGUAUUACAAUUACCAGCCCAGCUCCCUCCAGAUUCAAUGGUUCUGGAGAGCCCUACGUGAAUUCAACCAAGCUGAAAGGGCAAAGUUCCUUCAGUUCGUGACCGGUACGUCGAAAGUGCCACUCCAAGGCUUUUCAGCCCUUGAGGGUAUGAAUGGAGUCCAGAAAUUCCAGAUACACCGUGACGAGAGGUCAACCGACAGACUUCCUUCGGCUCAUACCUGUUUCAAUCAACUUGACUUGCCAGUGUAUGAGGACAGUCAGAAGCUGAGAAACAACCUUCUGAAAGCCAUUUACGAGUGCUCGGAGGGCUUCGGAUUCGCUUAA